Exaiptasia diaphana is the source of this 2206-nucleotide messenger RNA. Its product is annotated as START domain-containing protein 10. The record is from RefSeq and is a predicted model, not a curated record. The transcript is spliced from 6 exons. Bases 170 to 1006 code for a protein of 278 amino acids. Lineage: Eukaryota; Metazoa; Cnidaria; Anthozoa; Actiniaria; Aiptasiidae. Gene Ontology annotation, molecular function: lipid binding.
GAAAAGACUCUGGAUUUGUGUUUUGUUUGAAUCAAUCAACGCAGUACAACAUAAAAUACUAAGAAAGAAAGGGCAUUGGAAUUACUACCCAGAAGUACUGACUAAGAGACUGAGGAUAUAGGACUAUUUCACUUGUUGACUGCUGGUCAGUUAGCUGGAUUCUCUUCACAUGACUAUUGACGGUGGCUCGAUGCAAGUUGGAGAAGUUCGUGUWGCGAGAGCGGAAGAUUUUGAACAGUUUCGUCGUUUAGCGGAAAGUACUGAGAAAUGGUCAUUGUUAUAUGACAGACAUGGAAUUAAAGUCUAUUCCAAGUUUACGGAAGGGAUUUCGGUUAAAAUGUUGAAGGUUGUGACCAACUUCAAUGAAAUUCCAUUUAUGGUGAUGUACGAUGUUCUUCAUGAUCCAGAGUACAGACGGCAGUGGGAUGAAAACAUGAUAGAGUGUUAUGAACUAUGCCAGUUAGAUACUAACAAUGACAUUGGUUAUUACUCAGUGAAGUGCCCAACACCAAUGAAAAACAGAGAUUUUGUGACUCAAAGAUCUUGGUGUUGCAGACCUGACGAGUUCUUCAUUAUAAAUCACACUGUCCACCACAAGGCAGUUCAUAUCAAAAAAGGUUUUAUAAGAGGAGAUUCCAUACUUACUGGAUACCAUGUUAAACAUAAAYCUUCAGGCUGCUCUAUCACAUAUGUYACACAAGUGGACCCCAAAGGUACCCUUCCUAAAUGGAUUGUUAACAGAGUGUCAAGCAAAAUAGCACCCAAGGUUGUGCACAAACUCUAUAAAGCCGCUUGUGGGUAUACAGAAUGGAAAGCGAAUCAUAAUCCUGACUUCAAACCUUGGCUCAACCCAGACCAGAAUAAACUACCGAUGGUCAACAAAGAUGACUUGGAAUUCAAUAACUAUGUAGAAAGCCAAGCUGAAGAGGAAGARCAAGAAUCAGAGUUUAUAAGAGAUGACCCUGAAACUUACUCUAGUGAGGACAACCUGGAUGAAUUUUUAUGACACMAAGGUUUAAGAAAAUGAACGUUUAAUAGCACAUAAAUCAACAGAUGUAUUAUUUUUGCUAGUGAAUACAGGAUAUGAAGAAAUUACAAAUUAAUUACUGAUAUUYGAGAUUUUCCUUGCAUUUGGUUGAAUAAUUUAUUUAUAGUGUUAUUUGAUUUCUGUUGAAAUGAUUGUUUAGUAUCGGUAGAUAGUAGCUGAAUUCCCUUUGAUAUACUACUUGCCAACACAUACUACUGUCAAAAUAAUGUACUUUUUGUAUAUUGUAGCRAUUAGAAACCAAAUAAUAUUAUAAAAGUGAAGAUACAAAACCCAUAGACAAAAUCCAAAUGCCAAAGUUGUAAUCUGACAAAUAGUUUUGUCAAUAAAUAGACAUAAAAGAAUGACUUAAUUUCCUAUAGGUUUUGUGACUUCACCAUUAAAUAAUACUAGGUAAGAUUAGGAUAGAGUCAAGCCUUGUAGCAUUUUGGGGGGGUUUUUCUCUCUCACAGUUACGUUUUUCUUUCUUAAAAGUUUGUGUUGAGAUUGCAUUUAUUGUUCUUGUUUAUCAUCAUUCAUUCUCGUUGUGUCAAAUAAUGUAAGCAAAUUACUUUUUCGUCAGAAUUUAUCUGUAAAUUGCUUUCCGUAGUUUAUUUGGCUCUCGAGUCUGUAUGUCAUGGAGCUAAUUUGUUUCACCGAUGCAUUAGUUGAACCCCUAAAAUGCUUUCAAUGGUUGCAUUGUUUUUGUAUCUGCUAAUCUUGCUGGUUGAGAAAGCAGUAAUGUUAUUAUUUGAUUCAACACAAUAAUAUUUAUAAUACACAUGUUGGCACAUAAGGCUUAAAUGAUUGAAAGUUGGUGUCARCAUUGCAUAAUUAUAUAGCUGAAAAUAACCUUAUCAGAAGAUGAUUUUGUCUUCCAAAUAAGCAAAUGUGUAAAGUUUUAGUCAUGGYAGAGGUUGCAUAGCGAGAAAAUUAUGGAAGGAAACUGUUGGUACUGAUAGUAUUGGUGGGAAUUGACACACACAAAACUUUCAGUGUUUGGAUUCUGUUGCUAAUGUAUUUUCACAGAUGUAAUAUUAAAUGAUAUAAUUGUGCUGGACACGAUUAUAUUGCAGUUUAAAAUUUCAAAACAAUCACUUCACAAUUAAUUCUUGUACACCUCUUUGUAGCAGAAAUAAUGUUAGAGUUUAAGACAAAAUAAAAUAUAUUUUGAAGGGAAGA